CAAGCUGGAGCGCACCGAAGAAUCGAGCUCAACGCCAGGCAUUCCCUGCCGCCUGUCUCCGCGUGUGCUUCUAUAGGAAACAAAACAUGUCUUGGCUCUGUGUGGUCCACCACUGCCCCACCAAAACGGCAGCUGAAAUUGGCGAAAGAUAUUCAAAGCAUCAGGGAGUUUUAAAAGUUAGAACACCAUCUUUGGUAUGAUACGUUUGGCGUGGAGUGUAUGGCGGAUCGCGCAGGGCUUGAGAUUGGAUGCUACAAGUUUGAAAUCAAAGCGCGUUUUGGAUGAAAAUACACCUGGAAAUGGGGAAUCAGCACCAGAGGUAUCCAGAAUGGAUUUAACUACUGUCACAAUCCCGUCGUUGAACUCAUCCGCGGAUACUAAUGACACAAGCGCGCCGAGACCCCCGCCGCAUUCGCAGUACGCGGCGGUGCUCAUCGUUCUCGUGGUUACCGUGAUCAUCUUGGUGACCAUUGUGGGGAACGUAUUAGUGGUGGUGGCCGUUUUCACCAGCCGCGCGCUGCGUGCGCCACAGAAUCUCUUUCUGGUUUCUUUGGCGUCUGCUGAUAUUUUGGUGGCCACUUUGGUUAUUCCAUUCUCCCUAGCCAACGAAGUGAUGGGCUACUGGUACUUCGGAAGCACCUGGUGUGCCUUCUACCUGGCUUUGGACGUGCUCUUCUGCACGUCAUCCAUAGUGCACCUUUGCGCCAUAAGUUUGGACCGCUACUGGUCUGUCACCAAAGCGGUCAGUUACAAUCUAAAGAGAACCCCGCGGAGAAUAAAGUUCAUGAUCACGGUGGUGUGGGUCAUAUCGGCCGUGAUUUCCUUCCCACCGCUUCUCAUGACCAAACACGACGAGCUGGAGUGCUUGCUGAACAACGAGACCUGGUACAUCCUCUCCUCCUGCAUGGUGUCUUUUUUUGCGCCUGGUCUCAUCAUGAUUUUAGUGUACUGCAAGAUCUACAGGGUGGCAAAGCAGCGCGCGUCCACCGUGUUUGUGGCUAAGAACGGGAUGGAGCGACAACCUUCGCAAUCCGAGACCUGCUUCGUGCGUAAAGGCAAGUCAGAGAUGGAGAGCCCCAGCAGCCACAGCUCAGGCAGCAGAGAGCGCAAAGGCGAACUCGACGACAUAGAUCUGGAGGAGAGCAGCGUCUCCAACAGACAGAGAAACUCGCGCUUCGCCAAGAGCAGGAAGGUGGAAGGGGCACAAGCGUGCCCAAAGCAAAAUGGACGGCUGUCGUGGGCAUGCAGCCGCGCUUCGGAGCUCGAUCAGGAACCGAAGGCGCGUCAGCUGUCGUUGUCCAAGUCUAAACUGGCACAGAUGCGAGAGAAGCGCUUCACUUUUGUGCUGGCAGUGGUUAUGGGGGUGUUCGUGCUCUGCUGGUUUCCUUUUUUCUUCACGUACAGCCUUCAUGCCAUAUGCCGAGAAAGUUGCACAAUACCGGAUUCUCUAUUCAAUCUCUUUUUCUGGAUUGGUUACUGCAACAGCUCCGUGAACCCCAUCAUUUAUACCAUUUUCAAUAGAGACUUUAGAAAAGCUUUCAAGAAGAUAAUGUGCCAGCAUUCUACGCGCACGUAAAUGCACGCGCAUAUGUAUAUGGGUCAAUGACGAAUAAAGAGGGGGGAUCUGUUCAAAAGAAUACACUGUAAAAAGUGGUAACCUGCAAAUGUUACAGUUAAGUGCUAUUUCUGCCUGAUCUUACCAUUAAAUUUAGUUUUCUUGGUGUAACCUAAUGUGUGACCUUGGACCACAUAACCAGUCUUAAUUAGCAUGGGUAGCCUGUAUUUGUAACACUAGCCAAACAUACGCUGUACGUGUCAAAAUUAUUUAUUUUCUUUCAUGCCAAAAAUCAUUAGGAUAUUAGGAUCCGGUCCGAUCGAUUUUGUAUGGUUUGAUACAGGUGAUUUUCUCAAUAUUUAUUUAUUUAUUUAUUUUUUGCACCCCAGGAUUCCAGUUUUUCAAAUAGUUGUAUCUCAGCCAAAUAUUGUCCUGUGCUUACCAACCUUACAUCAAUGAAAAGCUUAUUUAUUCAGCUUUCAGAUGUUUUCGGAUUAUAUCCAGAUAAUUUCAGAUGACGUGAACUGACCCUUGUGACUGGUUUUGCGGUCCUGGAUCACUGUUUAUCAGUUUAGGUGUUACCAUGUGAAGCACAUUUUUGCCUUGUAUUUCUGUGUAUAACAUAUACACAUCUGCCUUAAAAAUGCAAAGUGCUGUAACCAUUAAAUAAAAGAUGCUAUUUUAUCUUGCAUGUUGAAUAAAUGCAGAUAAAUUAGCAAAAAAACAAAACAAAACAAAAAAACAUGAAUAUCAUGUUUUCUUAGACUGACCUCAUUUGACCCAAACAAAUCAUGCUGACACACAGUAAUAAGAGUUUUAUGGGUUUUCUGUCACAUGAAAACAAAAUGUCUUUCUUCGUGUUGGUUACACCACAAUGACUUUGAUAUGAUUUGCUUAAAAUAACCGCUUCCAUGCUUGUUUUUGUAGUGAAAGUUAUACUUAUUUAUUUAUGUUUUUUUUUUAACAAUCUCCAGCAGGUUACCCCUUUGGCAUUUUUUUUUUUGUUUCUUUGAAUUUUUCCCAGAUGAAUGUGACUUCUAAUUAAAAUAUGAACAACAUUUUAUCAUAGUACAGGUGGUGAGGUAGGAAUUGCAUUUUUGAAUAAUUUAAUGGAUCCUGACAAAAACGUCAGUAUCAUUCAAAUCACUGACCCAUAUAUAAUGUAUGCGUGUGCAUGUAAACAUCUUGUUUACCUGUGUACGAGUUUGUCUGUGUGCUCUGUAUAUAGUCUUAUGGGAUCUCUCGUGCUUGUGCACAUAGUUUGGACUGUAGUGUCGAUUUUAACUUAAAUUACAUAAUACAGUAUUUUUAUUUCCUCAGAGAAACGUGGGCAGGUUACCUGGUCGAAUGUGAAAUCUCCUUCGAAAACUACACGUGAAGCGGCAGUCUACUUUAAUUAUGCGGUAUUUAUAGGAGCACUUGCUCAAAAUACUUCAAAACUGGAUGAAAACAGCUUAGAUAUGACGGACUCUUUCAUUAAAUUGCUUCAGUGUACAAAGACAUUCUCCUGAAAAAUUUGCAUAAAGUUUUUGAUCUGACCGGUUGUGAAAUUAUGAAAUAAAGAUUUAACUGUUAGCAUCUCGGAAUAAUUCAGAAUCAGUUACCCGAAAGAAAAAUUGCAAGUGUUAGCUCAUUAGAAGCACAUGUUUUUUGGUCUUGUGACGACGCCGCAGACCUGAAUCCUUGCCGCUGUCCUCGGUGCUGAUGAGCUUCAAAGGCCUGCAAAGAAAACCUGGAGGCUUUAAGCACAUGCAAUAUUCUUUUUUUCCCUACCCCCCAAUAUAAUAAUGUUAAAUUAACUAGAUCAGUCAAAGCCUGCAUAAGACGGCACGAAUAACUAGGUUUAAAUUCUAAAUUUGAUUACACUCAUUUAAAUGUCAUUUAUAUGUUAAUGCCACUGUAAUUAUAUAAUAAAAUGUCCAUAGCAUCUCAGCUGAACUGAAAGGUUCUACAGAGUAACUUAUUCGUGUUAUCUUUUAAAAUCAUAGGUGAUAUGAUAGAUCACAUUCUGUCGGCUGGUAAGUCUUAGCCAAAUAAGAAUGAUUCAUGUAUUAUUUUCGCUUGCUUGUUCUUUUUUGGCGAUCAAUCAAAUCUUUGCUGUGCCAGAUUUCGACAGUGUUGUGAUGUUACUCACUAUAACUCCCCAUGAUGCUAAUAAAACAAAUACAGUAUUCUGUUUAUCACGCACUCAUCGACAUCUCAACGUCUCAUCCCUGUUACACAAACGUCAGGGAUUAAACUAAAAGUGAAAACUUUCAGAAAAACAGUUUAACAAUAAAUAAUCAAUUUAUUAGUCAUCUCA
Puntigrus tetrazona (Sumatra barb) is the source of this 3857-nucleotide messenger RNA. It is a transcript of the gene adra2db, whose product is annotated as adrenergic, alpha-2D-, receptor b. The record is from RefSeq and is a predicted model, not a curated record. Gene Ontology annotation, molecular function: alpha2-adrenergic receptor activity. Gene Ontology annotation, biological process: regulation of vasoconstriction; adenylate cyclase-activating adrenergic receptor signaling pathway; platelet activation. Lineage: Eukaryota; Metazoa; Chordata; Actinopteri; Cypriniformes; Cyprinidae. Bases 197 to 1576 code for a protein of 459 amino acids. The transcript has a single exon. Gene Ontology annotation, cellular component: membrane.